GAGAGAGAGAGAGAGAGAGAGAGAGAGAGAGAUGCGCGCACGUAGGGAAAACACAAGGAGCUUUAAAAUACGUUUGAUCUUUUGCCAUUGUAGUACUUUACACGCGCGCGCGCGCACACACACACACACACACACACAGGUGAGAGUGAAGCGGAGAAGUGGGAGGGUGUGUGUGUGUGUGUGUGUGUGUUGAACUGGUAGAUCGGCUCACACUCACAUCACAUCACAUCCACUCCCGACUGCAGAGUGACCCGCGGAGGUGAGUGACUUUACCCGACUCCCGUGAUGCGUGCUGCUUUCCACGAUGAGCAUCAAUAGACGCAACGACACGACAACUACGCAGCUUGCUGUUUCUAACUGCUACGUUCAGUCACGCCAGAGUAAACGUGCUCAUCUAAUAACACUGAUUUCAUCGUGUUUCUCUCGUGCGCGCUUGAACCGUUCUCAUGCGCGUCCACGUCCGUAUCCUCUAUACUUUUUUUAUGUAGUGCAUCAGAAAAGUCUGUUCUGUUAAUGUUUCUGCCGUUGCCUGGAUAUGGAGUUAUGACUCUGCAGUUGUCAUGUAUAGUCAGGUUUGUUUACGCUUUUUUGCUCUAUAGCUGCAGGGAGACUCAGUACAGCCCUGUAAAAAGAUUUAGUGGGCUACCUGAUGAGGUAAGGGCUCAGUUAACCGGUUUUAUUUCAAUCAGAUUGAGGGCUGAAUAUGAAUGAAACUAAGUGCAGUACUGCUCAACUAUAUAGCCUUGUUAUGCAAUUAAUAAUUGACCAUAAUAGUGCCAUUUUAACUCCAGUUGUUGUUGCAUUAGUCUGCAUUUUGUGUAAAUGUCAGUGUAAAUGUUUGGCUUGUUGCUGACACGGGUUUUGCGCCUUCAUACAUGUGCUGCACUUGUAGAUGCAGACGUUGCACGAGUUGAAGACUGGCCUUUAAUUGCCCUUGAGCUUUGUUUCAACAGUUAUCACACACUUAAACACGGGUCGUUCCAUCCCAGCACUCUCUACAAAGGUCACACGGUCCCUGACGUGAUUCCAGCUGCGUGGAAAUAAACUACCUGCAAAUGUAAAAUUACCACAGCAUUCGCUAAAAGACGCUCUCGGUAGUUGGGUUUCCAUCCAAAGUUGAGAAUUUAAAUAGUGCUAAUAUCGCGUAAAACAUUUGCGAACACGCACCGUUCCCGUCCAACGAGCCAAAGAGACAUGCACGGGAUAAAAAAGCACUGAAUUGAAUGAUUUUUACAUGUGAUAACUAACUUGAGCAGGCAGAUGAAAUAAAUGCAGUCAUUGGUUUCAAGGAUGAAUGCAUUGCUGUGAUUUGGGAGUUCAGGCAUGAAACCAUCUCGAAUAAGCUUGUAAAGGUAUUUUUAUUCAAAAUGUGGCAUUUCUAUCGCUCCUUCCUGAUAGUUUCAUCACGGCAUGCGUUUUCAUGUUUUCAGAAGGGCAGCCUGUAUCGGUGAUGUUUAUUUUGUUUCGCGUGAUAAAGUUGUUAUCAGCAGUAGCAGACGACGGCCCUAAAAAUAAAUAAUGCAGUGCACGAGGGAUGCCGCAGAGUUACUCAUUCGUGUCGUAUAUAUUCACAUGCCAUGGUUUGAUGUGUUUGUUGUGCUGUCAGUAUGAAAGGAAGCCUCACCCUGUUGUCUUCCCCAGCAGCUCGUAGCACGGCUGUGUCGUUCCUCCGCAUGGAUAUGAAGAACAUGAGAGAGUAUGUGGGCUGGCUGUACUAUCAGUACCUGCUGGUCACAGGCAUCUAUGUGCUGGAGCCGUGGGAACAGUCCAUCUUCAACUCGAUCCUCUUUACUAUGGUGGCCAUGGUCAUUUACACCUCCUAUGUGUUUGUUCCCAUUCACGUGCAGCUGGCGCUGGAGUUCUUCUCCGAGCUGGUCCGAGGCCAACCGGAGAGCACAGUGGCCCUCAUGAACUAGCGGCGGAGGAAAUGUGAUUACUGGCUUGAAAACUUGUUUAUUUUCUACUCAGGAUCAAACAAGCCAUGUCUAAGCCCUUCAAGUCUUCCACGUUCGCCUGGAUUGCGUAUGCAAAGAUUCGGAUGGAUUCCAACCGGAGGCUUUGCAUGAUAUCACCCAUCACUUGUGGACUCUGCCUUGCGGUUAACGUCCUCGUCAUCACUGGUGGACAAUAAGAAGAUCGUGAUUCUGACUCCAUAUUAGGGGUCCACGAUCAGACUGAGAUAUUGCUUGCCCCAGUGCAAAUUAAAAGUAGUUUUUGCAUACUGAAUUUUUAUAUUCUGGAACUUUUGUAAUCGCCUAUGCAAUGUGAAUGCUCUACAUGUUUAUAUUUAAAGAGAUUUCUGCACUUGUCUGUAAAUCAAUAGGCUGGUGGUGGUGGGACUGUCUUCCAUCAUGUCUUCAGUCGCUGCUGCUGCUGAUGGAAAUGCAUGCACACAAAUGUUCGCGUGGAAUCUGUGCGCUGCAGGCCCGGAGCAAGCAUCAUUCACAAAAUUAUAAGCACUUUAACAUUUAUUAAACAUCUGUGGUUGAUGUUCCAGCCACUAAAAGAAUGUAGUUGUCACCGCUCAGCUGACCACACAUGUACAUCAAGUAGAUUUCCUUUGGCCUUAUGGAAUGAUGACUGGAGUUACCAAAAGAUUUCUUUCCUAAUUUGUCUGAUUUCACGUGCUUUAAAAGAUAUUUGUGUAUUUUAACUGUCUGUUCGAUGUGAUCAACGGCAAGCAGUGUAGAGUGCCACUUUUCCUGUGCAUAAUAUGUGUAUAAUGUAUUUUUAAUAAAUAAUUAAA
Molecule: messenger RNA, 2746 nt
Organism: Puntigrus tetrazona (Sumatra barb)
Lineage: Eukaryota; Metazoa; Chordata; Actinopteri; Cypriniformes; Cyprinidae
Gene: sptssb
Product: serine palmitoyltransferase, small subunit B
Exons: 1
Coding region: 1608-1916 (102 amino acids)
Biological process (GO): endoplasmic reticulum organization; ceramide biosynthetic process
Cellular component (GO): serine palmitoyltransferase complex
Molecular function (GO): serine C-palmitoyltransferase activity
Source: RefSeq, a predicted model, not a curated record